UACGUACGUACGUACACGAUGUACGUGAUCCGACAGACAGUAUUACUUCCUCUACCGACAUUCGUUGACAGGGUGACACAGUCGUGACAGUGAUGAUAUCUGAUGUGGCGUUUCUAAGUUCCUAGGAAAUGGUCAUUGUUGUAUGAUCCUCGUUAUACCGGUUACCAAGAAGGCAUACUAUCCGUGUGGAACAUCGAUGAUCAAGGUCAGACCCAGUGUUCAUGCUUCGCAAAGCAGAUUGAGAAAUGAGAAUCCAGUGCAGUGUGGCGUCGAAGAACACCAUAACCCAAGCAGGCAUCCAAUGCACGUAGCCAUUCAUGGAUAUUGCUAUUUGCUGUUACUCGUCAGUGCUUAAGCCAACCCAACCCCAGAACCACAUCAAUGUCAGCCACGUCUGAGCCAGAUUCUUGGAGAUGACUUCCCAAUUUAACUUGACGUUUCACUGCCAUCAGUGAUCCUGCUAGUACCGUUGCAUGUCUCCACUUCUUUUUAUUCACUUCAGUCUAGCUGUUUUCUGUGUCUAGGAUUGUCUUCAUCUAAUUCUUCAACUUCUUCUCAUCUCAGUACUUCUCCUUGUCCCCCUCCCCCUUUUUAAUCUCUUACUUGUACAUCAACUGCCCCGCCCCCCUCCUCCAUAACACACGAUGACAACACUUGCCGUACCCAAAGUAUCGCUAGACUUGCCCCAGCCCUUUGGGCGUUCCAGCAGUGACUCCAACCUGUUGGAUAGACGGAACUGCUUUGAGGACAAGGAUUACGGGCUUGAUAUCCCGGAUGAGUUGUACGGGGACCGGCCUGAGACUGAGGGGCAGGUGCUGGAGCCUGAGAAGACGGAGAGUGACCAAGACACGGAUUCCGAUUUGCAAGACCUUGCUGGGGAGUUCCGAUUACGUCUCAACAGCAAAGGCCACCGUGCCAGCAUCACAGACAGACUGCAUGAAGAACUCACCAAAGCAAAAGUGGCACUGGAGUUGAAGGAUGAGCAGGUGUCCAAACUGACCAGGGUACGAGAGGAGAUGGACCAGGAGAUUACUGAGCUGACUGCCAGAUUGUUUGAGGAAGCACACAUAAUGGUCAAUGAGUCCAACGUGAAGAGGGCCAAAGCAGAGAAGAAACUGAAGGAGGCUACAGGGAAGAUCGACGUGCUCCAGGCUGAAGUGCAAGCCCUGAAGAUACUGGUCCUGACCUCCACCCCCAGCAAGCCCAACCCCCAGUCGGCCAACCCCAAGAAGCGCAGCAUCCUGUCCAAGCGAUCCAAGAGUGGCCUCUCGGCCAACGUCCUGAGUCACCAUAGAAACCACAGCCUGCAGGGACCAAUCAGCAUGGAGCUGGCAGCACAGCCGACCAAUGGGGUUCAAGCAGCGUCGCCGGAGCCGGAGAGUCCCAAGAGAGGAGAGGCGGACCCUGUUCUCCUGCGCGAGUUCCAGGCCUGGAAGGAGCAUCCCACCUUCCUUCGGGAUGAUCCCUUUAUGGCCCGCAUUUUUGCCGAGGAUGUCUUUCCGUGUCUCAACUUCCCUAACCAGCAGCUGUCAGAGACGCUGCAGAGCUGCGUGGAGAGUUUCAGCCUGUGCAUAGAGCCCCUACCGGACAAAGGGUCCCUGCCAAGGCGGUGUUCGUUAACAGACCAGCAGCGUGCUUGCCACUAUCGCAUCAAGCUAGGCGACACAGAGGAUUGGAUCAAGAUAUGCACCGCGGCUAGGAACAGAAUUACCGCAGUCUGUGACUUCUACACCUACCUGGGCUACAUCAAGCAGGGACUGGUCAAAAGUGAUCUGCAAGAGAUCUACUGGGAGAUGAUCCGACUACGAAAACAGAUGUCUCUGACCAAGCUAGGUCUACAGUGAUUUGUUGUUAACUUAAGUCCAUCUCCUUCCCUCGGCUUUGUAUCGCGAGUGAUCUACGCAAGUUGCUUCAAAGUAUUUCUAAAUCUAUACUGUGUACGCUGGACACGUGUGCUAUUAUGGUCAGUCUGCUUUGUCCAGUUUGUGAAGAGGUGAAACUGGUGGAAGAGGUGGAAGCAUUUUACCCAUGGCAUGGGCUUUAAGGCAUACUUCAGGGCAAGCCUCUACAAUUCAAGGAAAGCAGCACCUCAAAUGUUCCCCAAGAUUGCAAGUCCAUUUUUAUUAGUGUGUGUAAGGUUGGCUUACUAAGGUAUUGUAUUUUUUAUGUACUCGUAUUUCUGCCCACAGUACUGAGCCUCUGUAAGCACGAUGGUGUCGUCCGAGUUCAGGGUACUGUGCUGAAGCAGAGUAUUUUGCUGAGCAUUUUUUUGUGCUUGUGGAAACACAAGUGCCAAAAGGAACAGGAAAACUAUGUGUUUUUUUAAGCACUUCCUGAGCAGAAUGUGUUUGUGCUCAGAAAUGUUGUUUGUCAUGUGAAGCUGCAGUUGGUCCUUUUUAAAGGCGUAUAAGUUCAUUUGCUUUUCAUGCAAUUUGUUCGCUUCCAGUAAUAACACCACUCAAAUUCCGAAGAAGAAUGUUCAAAACCUAAGCUGUUGAAAUUUCAGCGCAUUGAGGAUUACACUUAUCGAGAAAACAGUGAAAAACCAUGUACAACCUUUUGAUCAUAAAACAUUUCGUUUAUAGCAAUCUCUGUAUUUCCAAAAAUCAGUCAAUUGACUGAUUGCUGGAAAUUAGCUGGAAAUAACCUACAUUUCUUGAUUUAUUGUAAAUGACAUAAAGUCAGACGGAAUAAUUUCAAGGAGUGUUUAGUACCAGUACAAUCUUUAAUCCAAGUAACUUUUCGGAUAAUUAUUUGGUAGGUUACUCUAGGGGUGAAUGCAAAUGAUCCUAAAUGCCUUUAAUUAGAAUGCAAGGUGCAUUUGCUGUGACGAUGCAGGCCCAUUUGUGCCAUCAGAGACUGCUCAGCCCUCCCAAAAAGUUGAGAAAAUUUUAACUUGGUCAAGUUUUGCCAUCAAUAAAUUUUGAGUUAUUCUUGUUGU
Messenger RNA from Patiria miniata (bat star), 2941 nucleotides. RefSeq names its product guanine nucleotide exchange factor for Rab-3A-like. Gene Ontology annotation, cellular component: Golgi to plasma membrane transport vesicle. Gene Ontology annotation, molecular function: guanyl-nucleotide exchange factor activity. Gene Ontology annotation, biological process: exocytosis. Bases 645 to 1844 code for a protein of 399 amino acids. The record is from RefSeq and is a predicted model, not a curated record. NCBI's taxonomy places the organism in Eukaryota, Metazoa, Echinodermata, Asteroidea, Valvatida, Asterinidae. The transcript is spliced from 9 exons.